GGGGGGAAGCAGCCUGAAUGAUCUCAUCCCUCCAGCAGCUGCAUAGCGCAGCCAGGCAAACCCGUAACUUUCUAUCAAACUUCCAAGUUGCCUUCGGGAGGACGACACCGGGGCAUUUUCGGUUUCAACCGGAGCGAAUACGUUUUCCCGCGAGGGCAAGGAAGGAAGAGCGCUGCGCAGUUUGAGUGUCGGGACUUCCAGGACCUUGUUACGAGUUGAAACAAAAGGAGGAAAAACCCGCUUCGUAUUGUGUGACAUCUAAAAGCUUGAAGCCGAGAGGAGGAAAGGAUAAUCUGGAAUAAGACAAAUGCCAAGCAGCAGUGUCGAGAAAGCAGUAUGCAGGCUUGAACUCUGAAGACCUGGGCUUGCCCCUUCCCAUUUUCUGCCUCCUCACUUGUUGAUCCAGACAAUCAACCUGCUCAUGAAGUCAGGGAGCAGCAUACCAUCCCAGAGGCAGCCAUGUCCCCCUGCUAAGUGCCUUUAAUCUUUUGCACUGGUGUCAUGACCAGCCUGAAGCGCCCACCCAUGGAGCGCACCGUUGGGGGUACCAUCCCCGCCACUGAUGAGUUUUACACCCGCCACCUCCGUAUUGUCAAUGGAGGGGCUGUGCCGACCCGCACAGACAAUGUCCAUGCCACUGUGAGCACAGGAGUGCCUAAAAUGGGUGUACGGGCUCGGGUGGCUGACUGGCCCCCAAGAAAAGACUUUGCAGGGGUUGUGUGGCACUCAGCAACAGAGCCUGAGAACUCUAGUGUGCCUCCUGCUGUAAAAAGUCACAUUAAGUUAGGCUCUGUAAUGAGCCCUCAGGACUCGUCAAUGCUGCGAAACAUUCACAAUACUCUGAAGAAUCGAACCCAGACCCAGGCCAACAAUUACAGCCCUGACACCCGUUACCUAGCCCCAGGAGACUACCGAGGCCCUGCACAUAGAAACCCACGACAGAGACGCAUCCGGCAGCGCAGCAACAGUGACAUGACUAUCAGUGAGAUGGAAGGCAGUGGAGACAGCGGAGAGGACUGGGGUCCGGCAUCGGGAGCCAAGUGGUCUCCUCUUCAUCGUGAAUACGGUAGCACCUCCUCAAUAGAUCAGCAUGGAGCGGCUGGGGAGAGCUUCUUUGAAAUGCUGAAGGACUAUCAAGGGGACAAAGUUGACCAGCGUAGCCCCGCUCCAGAGAAACUGGAGGACAUGCUGAAUGUUGGGUCCAAGCAGGCCAGCACUGAUGUUCAAGAGGAUGUCGUAGACGGCCAGCCUCCUAAAGCCAGAGAUAAACCCCCAAAGAGACGGACUAAAUCUGAGACAGGGGGUGAGUCUAUAUUCCGUAAACUUCGGAACGUGAGGGGUGAGUCGGAUUCCCCUAGAGCGGGGUCUGACGUAGAGGACAGCCGGACAGAGGACAAUGCCCUCCCUUUCAAACCCUGGGUGUGUCAGAAGAGCUUCGCCCACUACGAUGUUCAAAGCAUGCUGUUCGACCUCAACGAAGUCACUCAGUUGCGGCAGAUUGCAGGCAAGAGGAAAAACACCACCACGGGGGCAUCUGCCGCUGCUGUAGCCUCGGCUACCUCCACCCUCUCGUCCACACACAGCCUGCCUUACAGCUCCCCGAGCGGCAGACAGGAGGAACUCAGUUCUAGGGACAGUCCUGGUCCAGACGCGGGGGAAGAACAGAGUAAUGAAAUGCUGCUAAGUUGCCCCUGCUUCCGCAAUGAGAUAGGUGGUGAUAGCAUUGGGAGGCGCAGAUUAGGAGCAGGGUAUCAUGGAGCAGGUAGUGGUGGCUCAGGGACCCUGAGUGGGGACGGAAACUUGUACGAAACAUCUGUGAGCACGAACUGCACUAAUGCCGGGGUAGCCGUGCUAGAGGGACCAAAGGAAGGCCCCAGCACGCUCAGCGAAAAGGGCAAACAGUACAUUGUGGAGCAUGUGGACCUGGGAGCCUACUACUACAGGAAGUUCUUCUACCUUAGGGAGCACUGGAACUAUUUUGGGAUGGACGAGGUGCUGGGUCCAGUGGCGGUGAGCUUGCGCAGGGAGAAGCUGGAGGAGGACAAGGAGCACGGGCAGCAGUAUAACUACCGUCUCAUCUUCAGAACCAGCGAGCUGACCACGCUGCGAGGCUCUGUCCUGGAGGACGCAGUGCCUUCCACCUCUAAGCACGGCACCACCCGGGGGGUGCCCAUCAAGGAGGUGCUGGAGUUCGUUCUCCCUGAGCUGGAUCUGUCCUGCCUCAGACUGGCCCUCAACACACCCAAAGUCACUGAGCAGCUGAUGAAACUGGAUGAACAAGGGCUGAGUUUUCAGGUGAAGGUGGGGGUGAUGUAUUGCCGAGCAGGCCAGAGCACAGAGGAGGAGAUGUACAAUAACGAGACGGCAGGUCCCGCCCUGGAAGAGUUCCUCCAACUGUUGGGGGAGAAGGUUCGCCUCAAGGGCUUCACCAAGUACAGAGCCCAGCUGGACACGAAAACGGAUUCCACGGGUACUCACUCCCUGUACACGACUUACAAGGACUACGAGAUCAUGUUCCAUGUGUCGACUCUGCUGCCUUACACACCCAACAACAAACAGCAGUUGCUUAGGAAGCGCCACAUAGGGAACGACAUAGUGACCAUCGUGUUCCAGGAGCCCGGCGCUCACCCCUUCACCCCCAAGGCCAUCCGCUCUCACUUUCAGCAUGUCUUCAUCAUCGUACGGGUGCACGAUCCCUGCUCUGACAACACGUGCUACAGUGUGGCUGUCACCCGUUCCCAGGACGUCCCCUCCUUUGGCCCACCAAUCCCCAAGGGCGUGACCUUUCCCAAGUCCACUGUCUUCAGGGACUUCCUGUUGAGCAAAGUCAUCAACGCCGAGAACGCAGCCCACAAGUCCGAUAAGUUUGGUGCCAUGGCAACACGCACACGGCAGGAGUAUUUGCGGGACUUGGCAGAGCGUCAUGUGACCAGUACUCCAGUAGAACCCACUGGGAAGUUCCCCUUCAUCUCUCUGGCGCACAAACGACGAGAGAAGGUGCGUCCGUACAGCGGGGCGGAGCUUCGGAGCCUGGGGGCUGUGACGUGGCAGGUUCACGCUGAAGAUCAGGUAGCUGGCGCUGAACGUGAAUGCCUGUUGGCCAUUUCAAAUGACUUCAUCAUCCUGUUGGAUCAGGAGGCCAAAGCGGUCGUGUUUAACUGCGCCACGCGUGACGUGAUUGGUUGGUCGACGGGGAGCCCCGCCUCCAUGAAGAUCUACUACGAGCGUGGUGAGAGUGUGUCACUGCGCUCCAUCAAUAACAACACAGAAGACUUUGGAGAGGUUGUCAAGAGACUGGAGCUGUUGACCAAGGGCAGUCAGACCACAGAGAUGACCCUGCGCCGUAACGCCCUGGGCCAGCUGGGCUUUCAUGUCAACUUUGAGGGCAUCGUUGCAGAGGUGGAGCCAUAUGGCUAUGCUUGGCAGGCUGGGCUCAGGCAGGGCAGCCGAUUGGUGGAGAUUUGCAAGGUGUCGGUGGCCUCGCUGUCCCAUGAGCAGAUGAUCGACCUGCUCAGAACCUCUGUUACUGUCAAGGUGGUUAUCAUCCCCCCACAUGAGGACUCCACACCACGCAGAGGCUGCUCGGAAAUCUACCACAUGCCACUGGUGGAUUACAAGAACCACAAAGAGGGCAUGCCCUACGAGUUAAAGUUCCCGUUCCGCCCCACCAAUAACAACAACACCAAGUGGCCACGCACCUCCUCCAGCCCUCAAACACGCGCUGCUGGCACAGCCGGGACGCUGAUCAAGGCCCAGCCUUCAGACUUCAGUGACCGUAACUCUGCUGCUAUUCCCCGAAGUGUUUCCAGCGACGGGCGACCCAUCAACCCCAAAAGGUAUUCACCAGGGAACGACAACUACGCUCUUGCCUGCUCCAUUGUGAUGGGCCGCACAAUGCACAACACAAACUCCCCCUCCAGCCUGCCCUACACAGACACCAUGAGCUCCAACCAGUGGAGGCAAAAGUCUAUGCCUGAUGGGUUUAAUAACAACAACUGCCAGUCCCCGGUGCAGUCUGUGCGGCAGGUGGCAGGUGACGGGGUCAAUGGGAUUAAAGCGUGCUCCAGUUCGGGUGUUGGAUGGUCCCGACCCGGGGAAGGUGACAAAACUAGUGCAGAGACGGUUUCCAAGGCGGUGAUUCCUCGACUCCAGCCGUCAGAGCAGGGCAGCAGCAUGUCUCCUAACAAAGGCACUAAGGGGGACGCUCCAUAUUCAUCCAGCCAGUCGAGUAGCAACACGCUCUCCAGCAACGCCUCCAGCUCCGCCCACAGCGACGAGAAGUGGUACGAGGUCGGCUCACGUUCAGGAGUGCGGAGCGAUCUGGAGCUCAACGGCUAUCUUCAGGGUGCUUCCACUGACAGUGGCAUAGAUGCCACCUCCUUCACCGCCACACAAAGCAGCACAGCUUCCUCCACCGGUGCCUUCAGGGCCAAAGACAAAAUCCCAUGGCAGGAUGACUCGGCGGGCAGCCAGAGAGCCUCGGACUCCUCACCGCCGACACCAGACUCUCUCGUCGCCAUUGGAGGCAGCGAGAUCCCAGCCAAGAGUCCAACAGCCUUUCCACUAGUACCUGAUAGCGGCUCGUACAGCCUGAGUGACGCCGCCUCCCACUCCAGCACACUCAGUUCUGGCCACUCAGGGAGUCCGAUGGGCCAGGGGCAAGACGAGGCAUCUGCUGCGGCCACCUCACCCACAUCACCGGGGACCAAGAGCUUCUACCCGCGUCAAGGAGCGACUUCAAAGUACCUGAUUGGCUGGAGGAAACCCGGGGGGACCGUCAACUCUGUGGACUUUGGCAGUACUCGCAAAAGGCAUCAGAGUGACGGUCUGCUGGGAGGUCAGCCGCAGCUCAGGGCCAAUCUCCGGGGCUCCCAGUCGCCCCAGCGGCACACUGCCAAGUCCAGCCUGGAAGAAGACUUGAAGAAGCUCAUCACACUCGACAGCCCUCCACCCACUACAAGUGAAGAGAAGCCAUUAUUCCCGGGUCCGCUGCCCACUCGUCGAUCCCUCCAGAGAACCCUGUCGGAUGAGAGUAUUUACAGUGGGCAGAGGGAGCCGUCCUCCGGUGGACAGCGCGACACGCCUACUGACCUGCUGUUCAGCUGCUCUACAAUGCCACGCUCACCCACCAGUCGUCACGGACCAAGCCGACGAGCAUCACACAAAUCCCUGGGAGACCUGUCAGCCCCAGAGAGCUCUGAGCUGGAGCAGGAGAGGAAAAGGCAGCAGCUGCAGGACGCUGUCCUCAUGCCCCUGCCUGACACUGGGGCAGAUGGCCCACUGGACUGGGCCCACCUGGUAGACGCUGCCAAGGCCUUUGAGGAGCAGAGGCUGGUCUUCCUAGCGGCCCAAGAGGAGAGCUCCAUGGCUGAGAGCGCAGCAGCCACCAGCCCCCAGCAGGCUGAGCCUCAGGCAGCCCCGCUGAGACAGCCCUCGCCUGGAGAGACUCCAGCCUGCCUGAUGGGGAAGGUCAGCCAGCUGGAGUCAAUGGUGAAGGCGCUACAAGAGGACUUGAAGAAGGAGAAGGAUGCCAAGGCGUCACUGCAGGCCCAGAUCCAGAGCCUGCGAGAGGACAACCAGCGUCUCCUGGAGGAGUCCUACAGCGCCUCAGCCAAGCUCAAGAAGUUCACAGAGUGGGUCUUCAACACCAUCGACAUGAACUGAAGCACAGAGCUGUAGACCGCUCUACAUUAGGAGUAUGACCACUACUCAAGCUGAUCUGAAACUUGGCUGUUCAGCGCUGCACGCACACAACAGAAUAACUUACACAAACUCACAACGUGGACUGUUUCUCUCGGGCUUUUACAAACCAGUGCCAACAUGGAAUUACAUGUCAUCCGUCUUCAGCCUUGUGGAUCUGUGGUAUAAUCACCAGGAGAGACUUUUUUGGGGAAUGAACAGGGGAACGGGAGAAAAAUAGAGCAGUGGUGCUACCGUGUGUCCGUUUUGAUCCGAUCAGCAUGCACUCCCUUCCUUAGAAUCUCACAAGUGUGAUGCUUCGUGUCCGACCUGAUGGAUUGUGGGUAUCCCUGCAUGUCAGAGACAGCGAGAUAUGGAAAACUAACCUAAAGGGAUUUAAAGUCAUCGUCCUCAUUUAGCUCCCCAGCUAACCUACUUACAAGCGAACAGAUUUCCAAUUAAAAAGCUCCGGCGCUAUUUAAAAUCUGUUCCUCCCAUGCAAAAAAAUAAAGUGACAGUGUGUUGUAAAUGAAUUGCUGUUCCAUUUUCCCCAGUUCAGUGAUAACACUGAUUAUUUUUAUUACUAACCAAGAAAAAAGAAGCUAUAUGAGACUGUUGGGAGAUCCCCCAUAGGAUACUUGUUUGGUAGCAGUGUGUGUAGGUAGAUACAGACAAACACACGGACAGACCUCCAUGUAGCACAUAAACACUGUAAGGUCAAGUCUGUAUUGCCUAUGUAAUAACACAUGUAUCAAAUAACUUUAGAGGGUUAAAAGCAAGUGCGACUUGUAUAGAGGACUACUGGUCACAAGCUGAUAUAAAAAGAGUAUAUACUAUAAAAUCACAGAACAAUAUGGGUGCCGUAAAGAUAUAGAUUGACGGUUCAGUGUCGCUUAUUCAGAUUAUUGUAAAUAUACGAUGUUAACAUUUAUUUUCUCACCUCUGCCCUUGGUAUAUGUAAAGAGUAUUUAUGACAAAGAUAAUGGCCAAGAAAAUAAAUAUGCAGUUAGAGAUCUGCAUGUACUUCUAUAUGAGAGAAAAAUAUAUAAAUAUGCUUUAAAUCUUGACAGAGUUUUCAACGGGAGAACUUUUAUCCAAAAAGCUAAGUCUUUAAAAUUUAUUUCCAGCCUAGCCUGCUGCAGUGGAUUGAUCGACAGCACCACCCAGUGUUGACAACAUGUAAAACGCUACAUGGAACCGACCCCCUCCUUCUUCCAUUGCAUGCCAAAAGGCCUCAAUCUGAUCCUUAAAUCUCUCCAUAGACUCAAUCGGUACUAUUAAAUAUAUGAGUGAGAUGUGAAAACCCUGAAACUCCAGCUACAGACUUCCUGUAGUGUGUAAAUCUGCCUGUAAGCUCGACCUGAAUUCGUUCUGUAGCUGACCACACGGAGUCCUUAUUUAAGCCUCACACCUGUUUCCUUUUGUACUCAGAUACUGUGCAACUGUAUAUACGGAGAAUUUGAUAUUAAUCAGAAUUUGCACCUUCAUUCUUAUUUUUUAAGAUUAUGUUUUUUUGAUGUAUUUCUGCUUUAUUGGCUUGGUUAUAGUGGAGAGUGAAAGGAGUAAUGUGAAAGAUAAAGAGGGGAGACAUUAGACAGGACAAAGACCACAAGAGUGACUCAGACGAUUGAGUCCCAAACGACCCCCCGCCCCACCCCCAGCACAGCAGAUCGCCCCUGCACCUUCAUUCUUAACAUGUGUGACAGCAUGUGAUUCUGUUUCCAUUGAGCUGUGAUGUGUAAAAAAAAAAGUUUAUAUCUAUUAAAGAUAUUUUGUUGAAUUACA
This is a messenger RNA of Epinephelus lanceolatus (giant grouper), 7464 nucleotides long. RefSeq names its product signal-induced proliferation-associated 1-like protein 1. Lineage: Eukaryota; Metazoa; Chordata; Actinopteri; Perciformes; Serranidae. Gene Ontology annotation, cellular component: cytoplasm. The record is from RefSeq and is a predicted model, not a curated record. Gene Ontology annotation, molecular function: protein binding; GTPase activator activity. Gene Ontology annotation, biological process: regulation of small GTPase mediated signal transduction.